Acanthaster planci (crown-of-thorns starfish) is the source of this 1544-nucleotide messenger RNA. It is a transcript of the gene tmem199, whose product is annotated as transmembrane protein 199. The record is from RefSeq and is a predicted model, not a curated record. Gene Ontology annotation, cellular component: endomembrane system. Gene Ontology annotation, biological process: vacuolar proton-transporting V-type ATPase complex assembly. NCBI's taxonomy places the organism in Eukaryota, Metazoa, Echinodermata, Asteroidea, Valvatida, Acanthasteridae.
AAUCCUUGGAUUAAAAAGAUGGCGACGCUCUAUGUGUUAACAGGACGGAUGUAUGAUGAAAUUGAUGGCGUUUUAUUACGCGAAGACGUACCAGAAGAUUUUAAAAAUGAGCUGAGGGGAUAUGCAAAGCUAAGAAAGAAGGAAAAUCCUGAAGAAGAACCGAGUAUACCGUUUUCAACGCUUCGAAAACUGCAUAGUUAUUUAGGAACAGAUGGAAAACCAGGGAUGUACCUUCACCAACUGAUGCAAGGCACUGAAGUGUUUUUUCCUCCAUUACCAAAGCUCGAGAGAAAUCCUGAGUUGGUAGCUCGACUGGAAAGAUUGAGAGCAGAGCAAGCAAACAGAGAGUACCAAGAGAUGACUAAAAAUGUCAGCAAUAACAUUGCUGGACGUAGUCCAUUAGGACAAGUAGGAAAAGAACUGAAGAGUGUCCAGACGCAGCUGAUGGGCGUCUUCAACGUUUUCCUGACCAUUGCUGGAGCAUUUGUGUUUGGUUUCAUGGCUAUGUACUAUGCAGGCCAAUCAGUCACAGCGCGUGUUUUGUGCGGGCUGGCGUUCGCACUGAUUGUAGCAGCAGCCGACCUGUAUUUCCUCAUCAAGAACGAUCUAUGACCAGGGCCAUGUCAGAGGGCACCACUGUCUCCUGCCAACUGUACCUUCCAUUGGCUCCGCACCUGAAGUGAUUUCCCUAGCCUUACGUAGAUCUACAAAAUUUACUUCACUGUGCUUCAGUACGGUGGCUCGUGUUCUGUCGUACAUGAUGCUUGAAGUUUUCCACUCUAUUGUUUACCUCUGGAACUGUUGUUGGUACCAUUGCAGUGCCCUCAUACAACUUCCUUGAUCAUUGUUGAUGGGUGUCAACACCCUCCUGGUCAUAUGCAUGCACCCACUGAAUCAGCUCGAGUGCCCUCAAGAUUAAGCAGCCAAGUUGGAAGUGAAACGUCCCUGUUCUAUUCUUUUUAUAUUCUUGAAGAGUAUUUAUAGGUCGGAGUUGAAAUCUUUGUUGUUAAAUCUAAAAUGGUUACUAGUGGAAAUUUGCAGUUGACAAUGACAUAUUUAUAGGACUAGAUUGGUUAAAUGUCAAUGUCGACGCAGAACUGUGGGAAUGGAGCAGAAUUCUUGCCACAAAUGCAGUUUUGGAAUAUUUAAUCCUAUUAAAGUACUGCGAUUCUUUUUAUUGGCUAUCCUUCGUGCAGUCAUUAUUUCCAGUUUAAAUGCAGGGAUCCGUUUCAGAAGUGCAUCAAACUGUGCUCCUCCAAAUGUAAACGUUAUCCCGAACAUUUCCUGGUGGUUUCUAAAUUUUACCCCCCAAAAAUUUACAGUUCAUCUAAUUGCAUAUUUUUGGCAUAAGAUCAUGAAUCAAAUGGAUUGUAUGUUGAGAAGUAGUGCAGGGGCCAGUUUCCAUUGCUGUGUUACGAAAGGGAGUUAUUUUUGUCUGACAUAGAAGUCUGCAUUUGAACGUGGGUCAAAAAUAGUUGUAACUUUGGAAGAGCAAAUUUGCACAGAGAUGACAAAAUAAAGAUGGAAAUAUUUUUGAUAGUGUA